CGGUCUUUAAAAAUUCACGAACUGUUCCUUUAAGACGUCACGCCGUGUCGUCAGGUUAGCUGUUACGUCAGAGGGAACAGCGAAAGAACAAAAUGGAGGAGUAUGCCAGAGAGCCAUGGUGAGUCCUGAAGCGAAUUAUUAUCAUUUUUAGCCCGUGUCGCGCUUAGUCUUAUUCGUAUCUACUGUUAAAUGUUCCGCCGGUACCUGAGUUCGAUUGAUGGAGUCGUACAACACGUGGCAGAACCGGAACCAUCUCAAACCCGGCUCGUUAGCAUGAAGCAUCGGCGUUAGCGUUAGCAUUAAACCAUAUAUCUGCUACAACACGCUGCUAGUGACCUUGUCAGUUUACCAACCCACAUGUCAGAACAUUUAGGACGUAUUCUACCAUAAUGCAGUCUUUUUAUGUGAGUAGAUGACCUCCAUUGAAAGUCAAGCGCCUGUCUUACAGUUUUAUCUGAAUGAUCUAUAACGUUUAGUUACAAGUAUGAGGUUUAGCUUUGGGGUUUGCUAGCUAAUUUAGCAGCGUGUAUGCUAAUGUUAUCUGUGAGGGGCGGCUUGGAGAUUGUACAACAUCUGAGAGACAACCCUCUGAGGCAAGACUGUUUUGUAAGCUAUCCGAGCAGCUAAAAUGCACAUUAUCGUCGGCUAAGGCUCAGUGCUGUUCUCAUGUUCAUCUCUGUGGUCUGGGAUUAUGUAGCCGGUCGACCCGGGCUCAUGUUUGCGUAAAUGAUCAGGUGUGUAUGUGUGGGUUAUAGGAGACAAGCACAUACAAGGUCACAAUAAGUAACAUAAUGCAGAUUUUAGAGGUGUAUGUCAAAGUUCUGGCUUGGCUGACAUGUCCUUGGAGAAAGCUGAUCACAUGUGUAUCUGCUUUAUAACUUAAUAACAGAUCCCCAUAGCCCCAUUAUCUUUGACUCGUUACGCUACAUCACGUGACACAUGUAGAUACAGCUUUUUCAGCUGUACUGUAAUUGAUGAUGACUUUGUCUAAUCCUACUCUGUGAUACUGUUCUAGUCCCUGGAGGAUUGUGGAUGACUGUGGGGGAGCCUUCACCAUGGGAGCGAUUGGUGGAGGGAUAUUCCAGGCAGUAAAAGGCUUCAGAAAUGCACCCUCAGUAAGUUCAGUCAACUUGCAUAACAGUGCUGCCGCUGAAUAUUUUCACACUUAAAUAAACAUUAGAGGUAUUCUCACUGUAAACAAACUACAGGAGAUCAUUUUGGCACCUUCGUAUAACUGUCUUACUUUAAAGUAAGGGGCUUCUGAUUCCUUCUGCUUAAAAUUGGUCACAAAUUAAAGUUAGUGCUGCACACAGGAAUAUGUACAAUGCUGCACUGCACCAUUUGGAAUAAUUUAUGCCAAAACAGAAAUGUUUUUUAGAUGUGCUAAGUGUGCUAAAAAGGAGUCUCCAAUGUUUGUUUUUUAUCUUCUUCCUGUGUCUGUAUAGGGGAUGAGCCAUCGAAUGAGAGGUAGCAUGACUGCCAUCAAGACCAGAGCCCCACAGCUUGGAGGUAAGCCUUGACAAAUAUUUGAUUAUAUAUCAAGGCUGCGUGGUUUAAUCCAGAGUUUUGCAGGCUGUAAAUCUUGUGGCACAAUCUCAAAAUGACAACAAACCACAGACGUUACUAUGAUACUGUGAUAGAAACAGAAGUCAGCAUGUGGCAGAGCGGUAUGACCCCUCUUUAUCAUCUCUGAGCACUUUCGCUUCACUUCAGUUUUAAACAGGGACCCCCCAGUAUUUAUACAACCUUGUUAUCAGCAGAUACUUAUUAGAGGAUUCUGAUCUCUGUCUGGGUCCACAAACAUGAUCAGAAAAUCUUACAGAAAUGUCUUUGGAAAUUUGUGAAGAACGCCAAGUACAACCACUGUUCAGGCCUGCAGCUGUAUUAGAGAUUUAAUGGCAAGGAAUGACGCUUAAAGUCACAUGAUUUACAGGGAGGGAAAGUAGUCCAGUAAAACCCAAAAGAUAUAACCAUUUUUUGUGAGCUUAUGUGAAUCUUCUUGGGGAUUGCAGGGAGCUUUGCAGUAUGGGGAGGCCUCUUCUCCAUGAUUGACUGUGGUUUAGUAAAAGUACGAGGAAAGGAGGAUCCUUGGAACUCGAUUACCAGCGGGGCCAUGACAGGAGCCAUCCUCGCUGCAAGGAGUAAGUUAGCCUGCCAGUAAACGCACAACACACUCGCCUCACAAAAAAGACAUUAUCACAGUGUACUAAAGGCGUCAUAUGAGUAUGUGUCCACAUCUGAAUCUUUUACAGGAAAUAGCACCAUGUGUUAAAAUUAGCUUAAUAUUUCUAAGGCAGCCUCGGUUGUUUACCUUGGAAAUUGAAUGUUAAUACAAGUCCAAGUUGAAGCAUGACUUGGGAAAACUAUCAAGAUUUUGAGAAGUGAGAGUGAGGCUGGUUGUUUAUCAUGAGCAAAAUUCGUCAUGAUUUACUGAUUAUCGUCUAUCUCGUGAUUUGAAUGGAUGCCAGUGGAAAACUGAAGUAUUUAGCAUGAGAGAACUUCUUCAGAAACUCAUGCUUGUGGUGCUAAAGAAAAUGUCAGGGUUUACAGUAUUUACAACAGAUCACCUCAUGAAACAGGAGAAAAUUUAGUGUUAUGGUGUCAUUACUGUGUUGCAUUUGAGGUCAGUCACCUAAUGUCAGAGUAAAGACAUGUUUAAAAAAGUAGUUUACGAUAUUAGUAGAACUUACCUCAUCUCACCACACUUGUCGUUACUUGUCUAAUUUUGUUGCAUUUAAACGUUUCCACAAGUUUACAUGUAUUACUUAUAACAGUCAAAUUUUCAAUCCUGUAAAAUGACUCUGCCUCUGGAACUGUUCUGAUGUCCAGAGACGACCUCUGUCUGCAUUUGAUCAGAGAAAAUGACCUUUUUUUGAGCAGACCAGAUGAAAGUCGAGCUGUUUGUUUACUCCUCAGGUGUGUGCUCAUUACACGAGGCAACAACAUGUCAACAGAAAUUAUAGUGAUGACACCACAACUGUAAAACAUUGUUUUGCAUAUUCACACAGAAGUACAGAAUCUGUUGUUUUGAAGGAUCUCCUGCCCUCAAGGUUUUUAAAGAACUGGUUUUAGUGGCCUUAAAUUUUGUUAGAAACCAAAACAAAGGAAUUGUUUCCAAAUGUCUCCUUUGACGUGAAGGCAGCUCACAUACUGUCAGUAGAUGGCGGCUCUAGUUACCUUGUUCAAGGCUCCUCCUAACUUCAGCCUGAAUUUAAGUUUAAUUCAUCAGAAUAACAUUUUGCCAACACUUGUAAGGGGAAGUUUAUUUAUUCAGCACAUUUCAGCCAAAAAAAAAAACAUCAAAAGUGCUUAACACUGAUGUUAGAAGAAUCAUUACAGAGGUCAUAAACAAGUACAUGAUGUUGAUAUGUUGGUAUUAAGGCUUCAGCUUGUACUAGCUUUACAAAGUUUACAAAUCUUCCUUUUUUCAUGAUCUGAAGCUGUGUUUUUGUGGCAGGCUAAGUGAUGAACAGAGCAGUUGCCCUUUCCAGUCAUCAUCAGCAGACUAAUACUCCAUGUGUAAUUCCUUGUCCCUUUGCAGAUGGACCAGUAGCCAUGGUAGGCUCUGCAGCCAUGGGAGGUAUCCUGCUGGCGUUGAUAGAGGGCGCCGGUAUCUUGCUCACUAGGUUCGCCUCUUCACAGUUUCCAACUGGUGAGUAAAACCGGUGCUAUUAAAUGACAACAGUUUGGCAACAAUUAAUCAACUCUUAACCUUUGUGUCCUGUUGUGGCUUUUUUGUCCAGUAGAGGAAAAAAAACAUUUUUGACCUAAACUUUUAACUUUUUUUUUAAGAGAGUGAUAUCAUUUUUGGUGAGGAAAUUUAAUUUUAUGAAGAAAAAAAAAAUCCUAAAUUUUUACAAGGUCAAAAAUGCACUGUGUACAGAUUUACUACCUUUUGGUCCUGUUUGUGGAUGUUUUUAGCCACUGACUUAAACUGCUGUAAAAACAUAUCUGAUAAUUUUUUUUUUCAAAUGUUAUUGUUUAAAUCUCUUCAUUAGGCUCAGUCCUUGACAAAACUUUUUUUUUUUUUAAUUACGGAUUUUAACCCUUUAAAUGCCAAUAUCAGAGGUGGUGUCACUGAUUUGAGCAAAAAAAAAUUCACACAAAAUGACAGAUUUUUGUGAUAGAAAACUGAUGAGGAAGGAGAUUUUUACAUGCUUUUACACCCAUGUAUAUAUCAAACAUUUGUAAUAACAUUGACUUUGAUGCAUUAUUAUUUUUCGCACAGCAGUAAUUUUCUACUCCCUUUGCCUUCUAUUGGCUGUUAACAGCAACUAACUUUAGCUGUAGUAAAAACGUAUCAGAUAAAUAUAUAUAUAUAUAUUUUUUCUCAAAUCUCUUCAUCAAGCUCAGUUCAGAUAAAAAUAUUGAACAAAAUAAAAUACUGAAGAGAUUUGAGCAAAAAAGAAAAAGAAAAAAUAUUUAUCCAAUAUGUUUUUACAGCAGCUAAAGUUAGCGGCUAAAAACGUCCACGAAUACGACGAAAUGGUGUAAAUUUUAGGCAGUACACAAGAGUUAAAUGUGCAUCUUCAUCUCCCCUUUAAAAACUGUCGUCGUGAUACCUUCCUUAUGUUAAAUCCAUCUAACUGUUAACAUUCCCCUUCUAAUUCUAUUUUACAAUUUGUUUUCUUCCAGCUUUCCAUUUUUUUCAAUCUUGCUAUCCACAUGAAAUGUAUACCAUUGCUUUCUCUACCCAGUUCCUUUUAAUUGAUGCACUCUAUUAGUCUGUUAAAGUUUGCUAAAUAAAUAAAGUUAUCGUGUGAAAUAAAAGAUGGAGAGUAGCAGGAUACUGCAGCCAGAGACCUAACUCAGUUAUUUUUGUAUUUUAUAAUUCCACCUCCUCACCAGCCGUUGUCAUCUCACUGAAUUUGAUCUUUUUCUUUCUGCUGCAGGGCCCCAGUUUGCAGAAGAACCAGCUCCUUCUCCCAUGCCUUCCCCUUCAUUUGGAGACUACAGACAAUAUCAGUGAGAGAGGACUCCACUCUUCUCGUUCACUAGGCCUUUUUUUUUGUAUUCCUUGCUGAAGUUCUGAAGAAGAAAUGAAGAUGUUUAACGGCACACAUCAAACAAUAGCGUCUGCACCAAACUUCAUGGACUGAGUCAGAGAAGUAAAGGACAAAUCACAUCUUCAUUCUCCUUCUUUCCGGAGCCGUGUACAGAUCUGCCUUUUUUGCCAUUCUCAGCCUUGUCAUGUGCAUCUGUUCCACUUAACACUGGCUCUAUUCAGACAUGUGGUGAGAUUUGUUGAAUGUUGGAGAGCUUGUGGGGAUGAGGUGUGUUUAUAUAUAUUUCUCUGCUACUCCACGUAGCCCAAAUAAGAGGGAGUUGAAGACCCACAGUGUCUGGGUAGUGUUGAAUUGAGCAAAAUCAUGUCGCAUAUGGACCAUCGUGAAUUAUAAAUAAGUAUAACAUAUGUGUACAUGCAGUAAAGACUAUCGUCUUGUAUCCACCUAGUCUUUAUUCACCUUGUAUAAGUCACCUGUUUGGGCUGGCCGUUGACAGUUUGCUGGCCUGUUUCUUAUCUUGAUUUUUCAAAGGUUACAAAAGCAAACACCCAUCUGAAACAACGCUAUUCUUAGGAUAUUAGUCUGUUUUAAAGUGAUUUAUUUAUUUUAGGUUAUAAAUAGUGUGUUCUAUUUUAUGUGACAGUGCUUUUACAUUCAACACAAAGGAGUGGAAUGGACUGUUAAUGACAAAGGAUGGCAUAGGCAGGAUAAAUAAAUGGAGAAACUCAAGCAAGGGAUUGAUACAUGCUGUAUUGAAUCUGUUUGACAGAUUGUACUAUAAUAAGAAUAAAAAUACUUAAAUUGUAAAGCUUGUCUGAAGAAGUAUUUUAAGUCCAAGUGGUGUAGAUUUUAGAUUAUGUCGAACAUAUUAAGUUCAUUGUAGUCCCCUUCUGUACCCAUAAUGCAUGCCAACUGGGUAGGAUUGCUCAUCCCCCACUAGAGGGUAGUCCUCACCAACUCAUCCAGACCGGCACGGCUCUUUCAUGUUCAGCCACGCUAUGUCAAACUGACACAGUUGGGGUAUGUUUACUGGAGCCACAUAUUGGAACACUUCACUCACAUUCUUGUACGUUUGUGUCACACACCUGUUAUCUGCUUGAAGCCUGCUGUGCAUAGUUACAGGUGAAGGACGCUGGAGGACAAAAAUAAUAGCAAAGAGACCUUGGUGGAACCUCCGGCAUAAUGAGUUUGAUAUGUGGGGAUGGGGUGGUCCAUUUCAAAGCAGAGAUUGUUUGUCAUUAAAAUAAGAAAAAACUCUGACUCUUCUCCAGAAGAAUAAUGAACAUUAAAUUUACAGUCUAUUUUAACAGUAUGUUACAUGACUCCCUUCCCACAUAGUAUGGCUUUUAACUUAUAAGGGCAACAACUGCAACUAACAACUAUGACGACACACCAAUCUGUUAUGCAUCAGUGCAUUAAAUACAUACAAAAGAAAAUAUAAACAGAUAUCAAAAGGCCAGCUAAGUUAAGAUAUGUAGUAGGGCUGGUGUAAGAACAAACAACUUUUUACAUAAUUUUUGUCAAUAAAGUAUGAAGUGGUAAAUUAAGCUUUAAGUUUUGAAGAAUUAGGCUUUCUCUAAAGAGACUUGACACUUAAACAAGGUUGAGAGACUUGAUUUUUUAAUAUUCACAAACAUAAAAUUAAAACC
Messenger RNA from Xyrichtys novacula (pearly razorfish), 6655 nucleotides. NCBI's taxonomy places the organism in Eukaryota, Metazoa, Chordata, Actinopteri, Labriformes, Labridae. The record is from the annotation of a GenBank genome assembly.